Molecule: messenger RNA, 802 nt
Organism: Panthera uncia (snow leopard)
Lineage: Eukaryota; Metazoa; Chordata; Mammalia; Carnivora; Felidae
Gene: SMIM8
Product: small integral membrane protein 8
Exons: 3
Coding region: 204-497 (97 amino acids)
Source: RefSeq, a predicted model, not a curated record
GAGAGACACAGAGACUGAAUGUGAGUGGAGAAGGGGCAGAGAGAGAGGGAGACACAGAAUCCAAAGCUGAGCUGUCAGCCCAGAGCCUGACGCGGGGCUCGAACUCACGAUCUGUGAGAUCAUGACCUGAGCUGAAGUCAGAUGGUCAACCGAUUGAGCCACCCAGGCACCCCAGCCCAGGUAAUAAAUCAUCAUUAGUCAAGAUGUCUUCAGCACCAGAGUCUCCCGGCUUUAAAAAGGAACCACCCAAAGAGAAAGACUUUAAAAACCCAGGGCUCAGAGGAGUCCGCACGACAACCUUAUUUCGGGCUGUGAAUCCAGAGCUGUUCAUUAAACCCAACAAACCUGUAAUGGCUUUUGGACUGAUAACCCUUUCCCUUUGCGUGGCUUAUAUUGGUUAUCUACAUGCAUCCCAAGAGAAUACAAAGGAUCUCUACGAAGCUAUUGAUAGUGAGGGACACAGUUAUAUGAGGAGGAAAACAUCUAAAUGGGAUUAACAGUGCUGGAUGCUGCAGACGGAGCUUUGCUAAAGGCUCUGAAAUCUUCUAAUGGAAGACUUUGUGAGUGCACAGUAUCAUGCUCCUUGUUCUAGAAUGUGUUAAUGAGGAAGGAAGGUAGCAGUUGUGAACUGGCCACUAGACUACAUCUCAUCCUGCAGCCCUUACCCCAUUCUUUGUUCACAGCAAGAGCUUCUCAAUAUUUUUCUUUCAUGAAGUCCUUGUAUGAAAGUGCCAUUAAGAAUGGAAGUUGUUUUUGUGAAUUAACUUCUAUAUAAUAAAAAUAUAGUGCCGGUGCUGUUAAA